AUGGAACAGACUUUUUCUAUUCGUAGACAGGAAAUCAUCAAGACUGAACCCCCAGUCAAAGACCUGCUUGAAAGAUGGCCAGCACUCUUCACUGAAAGACAGGUCUACUCUGAGUUUGCUAGAAUAGCUAGCAAAAAUAUUGAACUGGACUUUUUUGAUUCUUUGGACCGACAUGCUGCAAGACUGAUGGAAAUGUUCCAAACAAAAAAAGGUGUUGUUGGACAGAAAAUAGCAAAACUAUUGCAAAGGCAGAAUCUCGCCAAUGAUGUAACUGAGCAACGACGCGUCAUCAUCGAUGGCUUGGCAAUUAUUCUUGGAGAUGACCCCAGCGAGUUCUUCAAGACAAGUUCGAAAGCUUUGAUGGAUGAGACCACAGCGGCGCUUCUGAUGGGUGUGCUCACAGUUGAUGAAGACUUCCUACACCCUUCAAGUGCUGAGACCUUCCACCAAACAAGUAAAAUGAUCGCUAUUGUCAUCGAGGGCAACAUCGUCAUGAACAACAUCAGUGAUGUUCCCCAGGCUUUUUGCCUUCUGUUUGCUCUGACGUACGCCUUACAUUUGGACUACCCAAGAUCGAUGCUCAACACGUUCAGGUGCAUCCAGUCUGUGAUGCUGGGACUGGGAAAACAAACUCUGCCACCAAAACUCCUGACUCUGAAGAACUACCUUUUGGCAUAA
Molecule: messenger RNA, 678 nt
Organism: Knipowitschia caucasica
Lineage: Eukaryota; Metazoa; Chordata; Actinopteri; Gobiiformes; Gobiidae
Source: the annotation of a GenBank genome assembly